UGUGACUCGUCAGUCGAGGGAACAUUAGUGACAUUGCAGGAUCGCUUUGUUUUGCUGCCGUUUGAAAAUUUUUGACGGUACUCUAGGUAUCGAGUAGACUUCUCCGAGGAAAAUGGCAAUGUCCCAAACCCUUUCAUCUUCACUGGUUUCGAGCUUCCGGGGUGCCUGGACCUUACGGUAGUCCUCCCCUUCCUCGGGCACCCUUCCUUCCCUUUUCCCGGGCCUUAAACGCCUGGUGGGUGUAGUUUAUAACCCACUCAGGUUCGUUUGUUCGGCCCAAAAUCCAAACUCCUUACGUCGACGAAGAGUUAAGUGUUUGGUCUUCCGUACAUCUGAAACAGUAGAGAUUACACCGAUUGAUGUGAGCAAUAAUUAUGCAAGUGAUGCUAAAAUUGGUUAAUAGCACCUUCGAGAUAUAUUACACUCGCAAGUUAUAUACACCUUAUUGGAGUUUGAGUAGCAUCAACCCUACCUCUUUCUUCGAAAGUGCCUCUCUCCUGAAGAUAUUCACGGAAGUGACGAGCAUUCUGCAUGUUCCCUUUCUUUGGAACUCCAGGAUUCGAUAGCGGACAAGUGAAACGAUCGAUCUUAGUACGCUCGACGAGGGUGAAGAACGUCCGUCUCGGUAGACCGCGAGUGAAUCGGGGACGGUUCCGAGUGCGGCGUUCAGAGUUUCAGUGAUCAAUUGGAACGAUUAGUUGGCGAGGAUCCGGUUAACUGGUCGGAAGAAAGAAUACAUGAGCCCAAUCGGUGGCUGUUCCUGCUUGAUGAGCCGCGUUCGACCGUCUCGGAUCUGAGGAUCCGAUCGACGAACAGCGCGCAUUGUUCCUUGAUAGAUCUUCGAAGAAAAAGAAACGGCGAUAGGAUGCUGAACGACAACGUGUGGAAACACAGGCGGGUGCCUGUUCCGAAAAGAACCAUCGAGCUAGUCGCUCUGGUAGCAAUUUCCAGCACCCUCUUUCUCUUUCUUCACACAAGAGAAUUGCACUCACGUCUGCGAAAAAUGGAAGUUCGUCUUCAGCCUGGAGAAGACGAGAUACUGUCAGCGAAUCAACUCUCAUCCGAAGGAGUUCAAACAGAUUCUAGUCCAAGUGGAAUCGUCCAUUACCCAUCCGGACAUCGUCCUUUCGCAGUAAAGUAUAAAGAACUAGAAGUUCUGGACAUAGAUGCCCUGAAUAACACAAAACGAGCUGGCAGAAAGGUUCUCUUUUUCAACCGAGUACCGAAAGUGGGUUCUCAAACUUUUAUGGAACUAUUGAGGAGGUUGUCAAUGAGGAAUGGAUUUUCAUUCAACAGAGAUCGUGUGCAGAGAGUCGAAACCAUACGUCUUGCGCCCAUUGAACAGCUUCAACUUGCCAGGAUGGUCAGCGGUUAUGCAGAACCAUCAGUAUACAUAAAACAUGUGUGUUUCACCAAUUUCACCGAGUUCAACCUGCCUCAACCAAUUUACAUCAACAUAGUCCGGGACCCUGUUGAGAGAGUGAUAUCCUGGUACUAUUACGUACGAGCACCUUGGUAUUACGUCGAGCGAAAGCAAAUAUUUCCAGACCUACCCUUGCCAGAUCCCAAUUGGUUAAAAAAAGACUUCGAAUCCUGUGUACUUAAGGCGGACCGUGAAUGUAGAUACCUGGAGGGCGAAAUUCACGAAGGGAUCGGAGAUCAUCGCAGACAGACCCUCUUCUUCUGUGGUCACAGUGAGAAGUGCACGCCGUUCAACACUGUAGGGGCCUUAGAACGAGCGAAAAUGGCAGUGGAGAAACACUAUGCUGUUGUUGGUGUACUGGAGGACGUGAAUGCCACUCUCACGGUAUUGGAAAAUUACAUACCCGGAUUUUUCCAAGGGGCCACCGACGUCUACUAUGAUGAAGUGAACGCGUUCACUAGAAUUAACCGGAACUUCUUCAAGCCCCCGGUCAGCGAAGAAGUGAAAGACAUGGUACGAAGCAACUUCACCCGAGAAAUCGAAUUCUAUCAGUUCUGCAAGCAGCGUUUGCACAUGCAAUUAAGAGCCUUGAAGCUGACGAAGAAGACGCCAUUAUCGGGUUCCAACAGUUUGUAAUUGCGCCUUUUCAUCGUCGAAAGUGACGAAUGGUACUUUCAACCGCUGAAAGAAUUCGAGAACGUUUGAAACUAAAGCAACGAAGGAACGUGGGUAGAGGAAAUGGUUAAAGGAGACCCUUACAGAAGAAAGCAAUAAUAAAGAAGAAAAAAUGCUACAGACAGCCAUUGUUUUUAAGAGAAAAUUGUUUGAUAACUUUGGAACAGAUUGUUGUGUUCCAUGAAUUUAUUUAAAGAAAAGAACAAAUGUUAUAAUAAACUAUACCUUUUGUGAUCCACGCGAGUGAGUGCUUUGUAUUUGAAUGGGACACUUGAAUCUAGUGCCUGUUUUAUUUUGUGAUCGUUUUCCUUAUUCUUGUUAUAUGUAAUUUAAAGAAACGGUGACACGAUCGUUAAAAUCGUUAGAUCAGCGAAUAUUCACGACAAGAAGCGUUAAGAAUAUUUAUUUAUGAUAAUGUAAAGUCACCCUACUUGUAAAACACGCGAAGUGUUUCUGAAUAAGGUGUAUCCAUUGGCGUAACUUGGAGCUUCUUCUGGGAUGAGCCAGAUCCCUUCGAAAUUUUUCAAUUUUUAGUAUUUGGAAUUCAGAACUUAAUAAUUUUUUAAUUUUUCGAACUGAAAUUUUGGAAUUCUGAAGUAUAAAAAUUCUGAAAUUUAAAAAUUUUACAGAAGAUUUUUAGGGGGGCCAGAUACACCUUGGCCCACCCUGACCCCUUCCUAGUUAUGCCAAUGAAUAUCUCGCUUUUCGAUUGUUUCUAUUUUGUAAUAAGUGAAGAAAAUUAUGAAGACUGAUCUGAGCGACCAAACAUUAUUUUUACCAAUGGGUACUUAAUUGUUGUAACAGAAACACACAGGGUAACAGUAGGGUACUGCUUAUCAGAUCAUUUGACUUUUAAUGUUGACUUAAACUGUCUUCUAGUGUUCACUUUUUUCCUCUGUUUUUAUAAUAAACAGCUGCCAUUUCGAAUUGUAUUUUAUUUCUUUCUAUUCCACGAUUUCGAGCGACUUAAUUUGUUAUAUAGAGUGUAUAUACUAACUUUCAAUGUUUCUUGAAAGAAACGCCUAAAAUAGAAAAUAUGUAUACAGGGUGUUACAGUAAUUAUGAUAUAAUUGUUAGGAAUUAUUUCCUCUGGAAAAAAUAAACAGAAAACAUACAAUAAAAUUUUCUUACAUACAUUAGAUACAUAAGGAAAAUGAUAAUUGCAAUGAUUUUUAAUUUAAUAAUUAAUAGAUGUUAUAAAUUUAUAAAUAUAAUUAUUAAUACCGCCAAAAUGUAUAUUCAAUCGGUAUCUUUCAUAAUAUUGUUACACUUGGAUGAACCAUUUAUCACAUUUUCGACUAAAUCUACCUUGCUAUAUAAAUAAGGUCAGAGAAAGAAACUAUCGAUCGGUCUUCCAUUUAUUGUCUUAAUAACAUAUAGAACGUGUGUUACAGAUAUAUUAUAUACGUUUAUUCAUACGUAUAGAUACUUCAUUACUCCAUCAUCAUUCAUUUUGUUGCAACUUCAUUUCUCUCAGAAUCUUCAAACGCUGUCACCCACGCCGUAAUCGAUCGUCUAACAAUAAGCACGAAAUCAUACCUAACUAUAAAGAAACAUCCAAACAAACAGAUUUGAUUAAAAAUAAAUUCUCAUUAACGAUUUACAAUUAACGGGGACUGGAAGGAAGAGAAAAGGGAAGUGAUCCAUAGAAUUCUAUGCUACAAGACAAUUACAUAUUACAUAGACAAUUUGUUAUUAAUAACAGGUUCUUCUCGUUUCCAUUUUUACUAAUAAAGUACACAGUAGUCUGAGCGUUAUUUCAGUCUGAAGCAACAUUGCUUAGGUUUAAGAAAAUUUUCAGGAACUUUUCAGAAAUCAAUUUCCAUUAACUCCGUGUUGAACACAUAAUCAGAGUAGAAGAGAUAGAAAAAAUUGUUUAAGAUUUAAACAAAGUGAUUUUCAAUAAAAAUAAAU
Messenger RNA from Osmia bicornis bicornis, 4012 nucleotides. It is a transcript of the gene pip, whose product is annotated as heparan sulfate 2-O-sulfotransferase pipe. The transcript has 11 exons. NCBI's taxonomy places the organism in Eukaryota, Metazoa, Arthropoda, Insecta, Hymenoptera, Megachilidae. Gene Ontology annotation, cellular component: membrane. The record is from RefSeq and is a predicted model, not a curated record. Bases 866 to 2059 code for a protein of 397 amino acids. Gene Ontology annotation, molecular function: sulfotransferase activity.